Messenger RNA from Odontomachus brunneus, 1360 nucleotides. RefSeq names its product nucleolar protein 8-like. Bases 141 to 1283 code for a protein of 380 amino acids. NCBI's taxonomy places the organism in Eukaryota, Metazoa, Arthropoda, Insecta, Hymenoptera, Formicidae. The record is from RefSeq and is a predicted model, not a curated record. The transcript is spliced from 7 exons.
AGAGAGAGAGAGAGAGAGAGAGGAAAGCAUGUAUAACGCGUGUGCACGUGUGUAUUCCUGGGCUGCGUUCGGAAACGUUAUCCAGAUGUACCCGUUGCGUUGGAGUGAGUGAAUUACAAGAGUGAGUCAUAACCUUGAAUAUGAGUGUGAUUGAUGUAGCUGAAUGGAAGCGCCUGCAAUCCUUAAAGGAAAAAAAACAGAUAUUUCAAAAAAGAGAACAGAUUAUACAGAAAGCACUGGCUAACUUAUAUAAUAUUACAAACAAUAAAAAAAUUAUCUUUGACAAUAACUUUGGUGAGCAACAAGAUUCAAAACCAAGAGAAAAAGAAAAGGUAAAUUUAUUUGAAGAUGACAGCAAUGAUAAUAAUGAAGAUCCUCUAUGGGAUAAGAAUACAUUCAACACUAGAAAAUAUGAAAAGGUUACUCUAGGUCAUGAUACACGAUUUACUUUGGAUGAACGCUUCGUAGAAAAUGAUUAUCAAAAUAAAACUAAAGUUAUUGCUGCUGAUGUUAAAUGUGAUUUGCAAAAAGAGAAAAAGAGAGAACUAGAUAUUUUAGAAAGUGUUUUGGGAGCACCUCUUACAAUAAAAAGUCAAAAAAUUAAAAUAUCUAAGGAAAGGUUGAUAAUACGGUAUGAUCCGUCCGAAAAAAAACAUUCUGAAUAUGAAAUAACAUCUACAGAGUCAGAGACAAAGAAGGAAUGUACCAAGAAAAAGAAGUGUGAAAAAACAAAAAUUGAAGAACCUGUACCCAUAAAAGUAUCAAAAGAUAUUUAUUACACUGUAUCUGAUACCUUGAUAGAAAGCUUAAGACAAAACAAAGAAUUUAGCUUACUAAAAGCAUGCGGGAGAGAAAACGAUACAAAUGUCGAUGAUCGUGAUGCCCAGAACUGCAAUAUCGAGAAUUUUAACGUAUCUAUGACGAAAAAUAAUAAUAUAGAUGGAAAGUAUAGAUUUCAUUUUAGUGCGAAUAAUAUGUUUAAACAUGAUUCAUUUGAUAACGAAGAUGAGAAUGAAAUAUUUGAUUUGGAUGAACAAAUUGUCGAACAAUCUGAAAAUAAUAAUCGUAUAAAUAGCAUGUUUGGAUAUAAAGAUACUCUCUUUUUUGAGAAUGAUGAUGUACGAUUUAAUGAGGCUAUGAAAUUUUUCAAUGUAGAAGUUGCUUCAAAUGAUGAGUUCAAGAAUUUGAGGCGUGAGUUGAAAGUUAUUGUACGUACAAAAAUUCGCAGAAAUGAGAAGAAAUAUCAACCAUGGAGCAAAAAAAAAACAAUAAAAAAAUUAUAAUGUUUCUUCAUUUUCUUUUAGUUCCAUUUUUGUAAAAGUUUAAUACCACAUAUAAUAUACAGAGUGAUUUAAAAUAA